UUCUUGCCAGGACAUAUGGCACAAUACAAUCGGAAAAAUGGAGCUAGACCGUGUAGUAUUUUAUACGUAAGUAGUAAAACCUUAAAGUCACAUCUUAAGUGCACAGGAAGCCAGUGCAGGUGAGCCAGUAUAGGCGUAAUAUGAUCAAACUUUCUUGUUCUUGUCAAAAGUCUAGCUGCCGCAUUUUGUACCAACUGUAAUCUUUUAAUGCUAGACAUAGGGAGACCCGAAAAUAAUACGUUACAGUAAUCGAGACGAGACGUAACGAACGCAUGAAUAAUGAUCUCAGCGUCGCUAGUGGACAAAAUGGAACGAAUUUUAGCGAUAUUACGGAGAUGAAAGAAGGCCGUUUUAGUAACACUCUUAAUGUGUGACUCAAACGAGAGAGUUGGGUCGAGGAUAAUACCCAGAUUCUUUACCGAGUCGCCUUGUGUAAUUGUUUGGUUGUCAAAUGUUAAGGUGGUUUUAUUAAAUAAAUGUCGGUGUCUAGCAGGACCGAUAAUCAGCAUUUCCGUUUUCUUGCCGUUGAGUUGCAAAAAGUUAGCGGACAUCCAUUUGCGUAUGAUCUCGCCUAGCGGCAGCAUGUAAAUACUAAAGAGUGCAGGGCCAAGAACCGAACCCUGGGGAACUCCGCACGUUACCUUAACAUAGUCCGAGGUCACAUUGUUUUGGGAGACGCACUGCAUCCUGUCAGUAAGAUAAAAGUUAAACCAAGACGGGGAAGAAAGUGUUAGAAAUUAGUAAAAAUCUAGAAAUGAACACUUUUAAUUGUGUCAAUGAAGAAAAAUAUUUAUUUCAUUUUUAUGUUAACUUUAAAGUUUUUACUGGAUGCAGAUGUGCCCGAUUUAUGUGUAGUCUUGACAACCAUUCGUUUUGCUUAAUGAAUACUUUCUCUUUUCCAUUUCUUUUUCCAGGUCAAAUCACAACAGGUGAGUGACAAUUCACACUAUUCAAAAUAGUUUUUUAUGUCAAUGUCUUUUGCUAUGAUAUUGCAUAGCUUUUGUACACACUCAACAUUAGCACAUAACCUGGCUGCUUGACUUCAAACGGUCAGAGUUUUGUAUGGAGAGGACAACCCGUUGUUAAGCAAUCUCCUCAACGAUUGGUCCAAAAGCACUCAUGUGACCACAGGGCGCCAUGUUACGUAUCGGUUUGAAGCCGCACUUACUCAUGAUACAUUUAUUUGAAUUGAAGGGUGUUUGCCGUGUAAACAUGCCCUGUCAUUUCCCGCAACUAUCCACCCAUCCAUCCAUUUUCUACCGCUUGUCCCUUUCGGGGUUGCGGGGUGUGCUGGAGCCUAUCUCAGCUGCAUUCGGGUGGUAGGCAGGGUACCUAGAAAGGAAAAUAAUAUUGAUUGAUUGAAACUUUUAUUAGUAGAUUGCACAGUACAGUACAUAUUCCGUACAAUAGACCACUAAAUGGUAACACCCGAAUAAGUUUUUCAACUUGUUUAAGUCGGGGUCCACGUAAUCAAUUCAAGUUAAUAUAUGGGAAUUGAAGGUUUGCCAUGAAGGCUGGAGAGCCAGUAACAACUUGUGCGAGGUAAGCAAGCAUACAUACACAUGGGAAAUUUGUUAUAUCGCACUCUCAAUAAAUGUGAAUUACCACAUUUUCCGGACUAUAAACCAACGGGGAUAUAAGUCGCACCCAUUUUAGAAGAAAUAAAUAUUUUUCCAUAUAUUAGUCUCACAGCCACAGAUAUGUACUUUGUGAAUUUAGUUAUUUAUUAGUUACUUAUUAAUAAGUAAGUUGUUUAUUUACAUACCUUAAUUCAAGGGUGUCCAAACUAUGGCCCGCGAGACGUUGUGAGUUUAAUAAAGCAUCUGGCCGCAGGGAGAUUACUAUUCAAUUUUAAAAUCAAUUUAUCUACUUCCGCCUUAUCUCCAUUUUGUGGAAAAGAUGAGUAAUUUAGGCCUAUAACCAGUUAGCAUGCUUAGGAUAAAUUAGAAGUGAAGUGAAGUAUAUUUAUAUAGCGCUUUUCUCUAGUGACUCAAAGCGCUUUACAUAGUGAAACCCAAUAUCUAAGUUAAAUUUAAACCAGUGUGGGUGGCACUGGGAGCAGGUGGGUAAAGUGUCUUGCCCAAGGACACAACAGCAGUAACUAGGAUGGCGGAAGCGGGCAUCGAACCUGCAACCCUCAAGUUGCUGGCACGGCCGCUCUACCAACCGAGCUAUACCGCUAUAGAGCGCAUCACACACUUAUAUUACCCAAUGCAAACAACUUGCCCUAGUCAUGGUGCGAAAAAUAAAUAAAUAAUUAACCAACAAAAAAUACCAAAAGACAUGGUCACACAUAACACAAUAUAACACAUUAUGUGGAUACGAUUAAAAAACAAACAAAAAAAAAACGUCCAUGCACCAUAAACAAAUUCAGAAUGACACCCAUUUAAAUCCAUUACAAAGAAUGAUGGUUAAAAUGUAAAGCACUAUCUCCGCAAUUAUUAAUGUUUGGCGCAUUUCAGCUGCCUGGUAUUUUUGAUUUAAUACAAAACUUUAAGGAGGUUGUCACGGAAGUAAACAAAGUAGGAGUCCAACUUUUACAUUCUCCUAAUAUCCAAUUAUAUUAAUGAUUCAUUAUGUAUCUAUUAUAUUAAUAUAAAAUAUACACAUAUAUAUAUACAAUAUAUAUACAUAUAGUGACUUAGAUUGUGGAUGACAAAGAUUGUGGAUGACUAACAAGAGGGAUCUCUCUGAUCAUUUCAUUCUGCAAUUGAAUAAACGCGCUCAGGUGCUGAGAGCGACGCACAAAUUGAACCUUCUUGAAUGAUUUUCUACAGCCAGUCUAAUGUCAAAAAAUUGUCAUUCAUUCAAGUAUAAGAAUAAGAUUUUCAUUGUGUGUUUUAGUUAUUAAAUAAUCUGACAAAAUGCAUCCUAUUCAGACUCAAAGGUUUCAAACAGCAGCACAACAACCCCUCCAGCAAUCACCCCUUGGAUCUCCAAUAACGUGAACGUUACAAAAGACUCAAAGGUUUCAAACAGCAGCACAACAACCCCUCCAGCAAUCGUUCCUCCGAUCUCCAAUAACGUGAACGUUACAAACGCCUCUGCCCCAAUCCAGUGUUCCUACAGCGUUACACCGAUACCAUUUGGGUUCAGGUUCAACAUCUCUGCCCCUGGCGUGUAUAACAUUACUUUGAGCGAGGACGGCCAGACGCUGAUAAAACACUCUAACACCACAUCGUUUGACAUCACGAACCUGAAACCCUGCACGGAAUAUGAGCACAUCGUCAAUUAUCACAAUGACAAGAACAUAGUACAAGGAACUGGUUGUAACUUCACAAAUCCCACACCGAAGACCCGUACAAAGGAAAUGAGUCAAAAUGAAACCCACAUUGAAACCACCGAUGGCUGUCUUUCGGUGUAUUCUGAAUGGAAUAUCAGCACUUCACUCUCAGGCCCCAAGAAUUCUAGUGUUGAAUUGAAAGGAAAUAAAGUGUGCAUCAGGCCGGCCUUCAGUGACAUUUGCUCUGGACUCACAAUGCACUUCAACUUUGCAAGAAAUUGCACCCCCCUCGUUUUGACAACGUUCGUCAGUGCAGAGCAUUUCCCAAAGGAUAUAAAACAGAAUUAUACCAACACACUUCCUAUAAACAUCACAGCACAUUUACCCCCAAAAUGCACCAAUCACUCCACUGUUUACUCCUGUUUGGAUGCUUCCAACAAAAGCACAAUUGUGUCUGAUCUUGAACCCUUCACCGACUACACCUGUACUGGUGACAUCAUGGAGCACAAUGCCACCAGAGGAAAGCUACCGUCUCUCUCGGUCAGGAUUGACUGUGAUCUUAAUAUACAAAUGCAACCCCCCAACUUGACUAAUGAGUCCAUUGAAAUGAAAUGGACAACUAAAAGUGAAAAUUGUGAUGGUGUGGUUUCUGAAGGAACAAAGCUUUCAUAUGAGUGCACCUGUAACCCUAAAUCGGAAGCAAACAAGAAAUCUGGUUCAAGUAUGGCACGCAAACACCCAGGCCCUGUUGGCUGUAACGUUACUGGUCUAAGUGCAUUCACUAAUUAUAUUUGUACUAUCCAACCUACUUACAAUAACAAGGAUGUUGGCUUGCGAAAAACAGAGAUACUGCAUACUAGACCUGGAGUGCCAGAUGACAUCACCAACCUGAAAGCAUACCUUGGAGACAACAAUGUGAUUGAAGUGACCUGUGAUCACUCAAAACAGUUCAAUGGGCUGGAAACUGGCUUCAAUGCAGUUAUCCUGCAGGAUAGUGUCACUGUGGAAACACUUAACCAAAGUGGAACAUGUAAAUUCACAUUCACAGAUUUGAGCUACUCUACCACGUACAAAGUGGAGGUGUUUGCCUUCAACGAGUGUUGCAGGAGUAAGGAUGGAAGGCCGCAACAUGUUUCUACUUCUUACAAUGACAAAGCCCUCACUGGGUUUCUUAUCUUCCUCAUCAUUUUCACAUCAGUGGCGCUCCUUAUAGUUCUCUUCAAGAUCUACAUGGUGAAACGCCAAAGGUCCCAAGACAUGCAUGAAAACAUGCUUCUUAUCCCCAAUGCAAAAAACUUUUCGGUGGAACCAAUCGAAGCUGACACGUUGCUGGAAGCAUACAAAAGGAAACUGGCUGAUGAGGGACGCCUUUUUCUGGAUGAGUUUCAGAGCAUCCCCAGAAUUUUUCCGCGGUUGACAAUGAAAGAGGCCAAAAAACCCUGCAAUGCCCUGAAGAACCGUUACGUGGACAUCCUACCAUAUGAUCACAACCGAGUCCAGCUGCGUACAGGAAACGGCGAGGCCGGCUGUGACUACAUCAACGCCAGCUUCAUUGAUGGCUACAAUGAGUCAAAGAAAUACAUUGCAGCUCAAGGACCAAAGGAGGAAACGGUGUGUGACUUCUGGAGGAUGAUCUGGGAGCAGAAAUCGUCUAUCAUUGUCAUGGUAACACGCUGCGAAGAGGGAAACAAGGUCAAGUGCGUGCAAUACUGGCCUUCUCCUGACCGAGAGACAGAAAUCUACGAGGAGUUUGUUGUCAAGCUCCUUUCGGAGGAUUACUUCCCCGAUUAUAUCAUCCGCAAUCUUAGCCUGACUAAUAGGCGAGAGAAAAGCUUGGAGAGAGAGGUGACCCACAUCCAGUUCAUCAGUUGGCCCGAUCAUGGCGUUCCGGGGGAGCCCCACCUCCUCCUGAAGCUCCGACGGCAAGUUAACGCCUUUAAGGACUUUUUCAGCGGGCCCAUUGUUGUCCACUGCAGUGCUGGAGUGGGCAGGACGGGCACCUACAUCGGCAUUGAUGCCAUGAUGGAGUGUCUGGAGGCAGAAAGCAGAGUGGACAUCUAUAGAUUUGUUUUUAAUCUCCGCAAACAGAGAUGUCUCAUGGUUCAAGUGGAGGCCCAGUACAUCUUAAUACACCAGGCCCUACUGGAGCACAACCAGUUUGGAGAAACGGAGAUCUCGCUGUCGGAGCUUCACAGUACACUGAGCAUGCUCAAAGACAUCAGCUCUGCCAAUGAACCUACUUUACUGGAGGAAGAGUUUAAGAGACUUCCCACCUACACAAACUGGAGGACAUUCAACACAGGGAUCACAGAAGAAAACAAAGCCAAGAACCGCUGUUCGUCUAUCAUCCCCUACGACUACAACCGAGUGUUACUGAGUGUGGGUGAAGGGUCCAGCUGCAGUAGCACCCCUGAUGAAGACGAUGAGGAACAGCCAUCUGAUGAAGAGGAGGAGGAGAAGUCCACUGCAUACAUCAAUGCUUCCAACAUUCAUGGCUACUCGAACUCUUGCACCUUCAUUGCAGCACAGUCUCCUCUAGAUAGUACCAUGGCUGACUUCUGGUUGAUGGUUUACCAGAAGAAGGCUUCCACCAUCGUCAUGCUGGAGGCCAAUGGAGAAGAAAAAGAAUCCGCGUUUUGGGAGAGCAAGGAGGCGACCACUUAUGGGGAUAUUGAAGUGCAAGUGCAAGGAGUAGAUGAUAAUCCCAGCAUGAACAUCAUCCAUCGUAUCAUGUUGAUUCGUCACGUCAAGAGGAAAGAGAAACGGACGGUGAUGUACGUUCAGUUCCUGAAGUGGGGGAGCAGAGAGCUGCCGGAGAAACCUCAAGUUCUGACGGACAUGAUUAAGGAGGUCAAGCGUGGAAAGACGCAAGGAGGCGCUCCAGUUGUCGUCCAAUGCAGUGAUGGUUCGUCCCGUUGUGGUAUUUUCUGCGCACUGUGGAACCUUCUGGACAGUGCCGAGACGGAAAAGACGGUGGAUGUUUUCCAGGAGGCCAGAACUCUGCGUAAGGAGAGAAAGGGGAUGAUUGCAAAUCUGGACCAGUACCAGUUCUUGUAUGACGCACUGGAAGGAGUCUACCCUGUCAAGAACGGGGAGGUGAAACCCGUUCGAGCCUCUGAAGUGGACUCUGUCCUGUUGGUCAAUGAGACCCAAAGUGCAGAAGAGGCUGACGGCCCUACCUUGAUGGACCAGCAGGGAGAGGCAGAAAGCAGUGGAAAGUCUGGAGCUGAAACAGGGAUGGAGGAUGGAAAGAAGGCAGAAAAAGUAUCCGGCCACCCCACGGAGACAACACCUUAGGGGUCUGAGGAGCGGUCGCAGGUGUCGUUUUACUCGCAGCAAUAAGCGCUUCAAUUGGAUGCUUCCUUUUGGGACAGGUAUUGUGUUUUCAACUCUGUAAGUGUAAAAGAUUUGCAAAGCUUCAGUUUUUGAGCAUCUAUCCAAGUUAUGUGUUAGGGGUUCCAAAUGCUUCCUGGUGAAGUUUUAAUUACUUUGAAAAGCUUUUAUUAAGUUUUUGUAAGAGAAAAUGAUAGGACAUAGAACUAUAAUUACAAUCUUGCCUACAGUAUUGGAUGAAA
This is a messenger RNA of Nerophis lumbriciformis (worm pipefish), 6798 nucleotides long. Lineage: Eukaryota; Metazoa; Chordata; Actinopteri; Syngnathiformes; Syngnathidae. The record is from RefSeq and is a predicted model, not a curated record.